Messenger RNA from Opisthorchis viverrini, 588 nucleotides. RefSeq lists its product as hypothetical. NCBI's taxonomy places the organism in Eukaryota, Metazoa, Platyhelminthes, Trematoda, Opisthorchiida, Opisthorchiidae. The record is from RefSeq and is a predicted model, not a curated record. The transcript has 4 exons. Bases 1 to 588 code for a protein of 195 amino acids.
AUGGAAUAUGUCGGUGACAGCUAUGUGGGUGAAUAUAAAAACGAAAGGUUGGAUAGUCUUUCAUGUACUUCUGAGCAGCCAUCUUACAGGAUGGAAGGGCAAGGCACCUACACAUUAUCUACUGGAACCCGCUACGUUGGGGGCAUGAAAGAUGGCAUGUUUCAUGGCGAGGGGACAUUGUAUUAUACCGGUGGUAGCAAAUUUGUUGCAAACUGGGUGAACGGACAUCCGGAAAACGGGAAAAUAAUAUUUUCCGACGGUCUAGAAUAUGUUGAAGGAUCUCACUAUUGCGACGAAUAUGAUAGGCGAUUUUACACUGAGAUAUGCAACGGCCUCAAACCAGCUGGUCGAUCGCAGUUGGUGAACAAUGAGCCUCCACGACAGAUACCUGAAGGCUGUUACGACACGGGCGACGGCUUUUAUGACCCCAUAAAGCGCAUCGUGGUGAGUUACGAAGGAAAAUUCUUGCGCAACGCGGAUACGGAUGAGCAUUCUUGGAUAAUCGCCAAAUGCCGGAAAGCCUGGGAUGAACAUGUGGGGGCGACAUACGACCACACAGUGGAAGGGGAGAUAUCGAAACCAUAUUGA